GAUGCCUGCGAGGCAGACAAUUUUGUCACGGAACCUCUAGACAUGUUGCGGGCAUCGCAACUGCCGCUUGCGGCAGAGAAAGUCUCAAGAGCAAUGGCAUCCGAGGGUACCACGAAGUCCAAUCUACCCAACUUCGUUCCAGAAUACCGGGUGAUUCUCAAGGCAUUCAUUCCGAGAUCUUCCUGUACGUGGCGCAUCAAGGAUUUCAUCGAGCACCCUUUGAUCACCCCGCAGGUCACCAUUCCCGAAGGCUCCCGUCUGCUGGAAAUCUCUCCCAGAACAGAAGGGGAGAACUCCACGAUUCCAGCAGAAGCGGACACAAUCUGCACAUUUGGAGUGCCUUGGAGCCCCGGCGAGUUCCUGAAGGAAGCGGCGGGAAGAGGACACCCAGCCGACGCGAUCUCGACAGUGCCUGAACCACUGAAAAGAUCCAUUUGGGAACUUGCGGCUGACGAUCCAUCGGCGGUCGCUGAAAGGCGAGCGUCCUUCUUCCGCAAAUGGAUGUCGGUUGCUUCGGAGCUCUACGAAGAGGAAAAGGCCUUGAAGGACUCGAUGGACGAGGGAGUAAGGUCGGUAGUAAAGGACAAGAAGAUCCUGCUCUUCAAGGAGAUGGUGAACGCAUACGAGCUGAACGAUGCUGAAGCACACAAACUCUUGGAAGAAGGUGUUGACCUUACGGGCGAAAUUCCGAUGUCGAACGACCUGCCCAAGAGGUACACCCCGGCCACGAUCCAUGAGAGCGAGCUCGAAGCUCUUGCUCCGGUCAUCAAGGAUGCAGCGCUCUCAAGGGCUCUUGGAGCCGCGGAGGGCCUAUCCAAGGAAGUGUGGGAGAAGACCAUAACGGAAGUUUCGAGGGGAUGGCUCAAGGGACCCAUGGAGCCUGAUGAUGCCGAUGCGCCCUCGGUCGUGUCUAAUCGCUUUGGGGUUAAGCAGAGGGACAAGGUACGGUGCGUCGACGAUAUGUCGGCUAGUUUGAUAAACGCUACCACCUUCGCGGAGGAAAGGAUAUCUCUUCAUUCCGUAGAUGUCAUGGCUUCCGCUGUGGUUGAGUGGUGCGACGCCAGAGACGCCGCGCAGAGGCCUCGCGACUUGACCGCUAAGAGCUUCGAUCUUAAGUGGGCCUUCAAGCAGAUGGCAGUGUCGGCGAGCUCCAGAGACAGGGCGGGACUAGUCAUCAAGGACCCGUCUGGCUGCCCCAAGGUCUUUACAUCGCUGGCCCUGCCCUUCGGGGCCACUCAGAGUGUAUACGCCUUCAACAGGAUGAGCAGGGCACUGUGGACCCUAGGAGUCGUGGCCCUCAGUCUCAUGUGGACGGUUUUCUUUGACGACUUUUGCCUGUUUUCGGAGCCCGCCCUGGAGCAGAGCUCGGACCUGGCUGCAAGGUCCCUCUUCGAUAUCCUUGGAUGGGUGUAUGACACCUCUGGCGAGAAAAACACGGUCUUCGGUAGGACACUACACGCUCUAGGAGUCAGCGUCAACCUGAGACAUCUCACCAAGGGAUCGCUACUCAUCAGCAACACUGAGGCAAGAAUCAGUGAGCUCGUGAGCGAGCUCUCAAACAUUCUCGACAGGGGAAGAAUAUCGAGAUCCGAGGCCAGGCACAUGGCGGGGCGAAUGAGUUUCGCCGGAGGGCAAAUCUUCGGUCGACUCCCGAAGUCCUGUCUUAAAGUAUUCUACUCCGUUUUGGAACGGAACUCUACCGCAAUUGACGGAAGCAUCUCCGCAGCACUUCGGAUGUACAUUGACAUCGCUCAGUUCGCCCCAGCGAGGACGAUUCUCCUGGGUCAGAGGUUCUUCUCGUACUUCCCUAGCUCAGCUGAGCUUGCUGAGGUGGGAAUAGACCUAGAGUCUAAGUGCAUCUUCUUGCUCGAGUUGGCUGCAGUCUGCUUGGCGUUCAAGGCUUGGGGCGAGGCCCUCAGAGGAAUGAGAGUCGUAUGCUACUGUGAUAAUGAAGGCGCCAAAGCCUGCCUUAUGACUGGAGCAAGCGCUAACAGAGUCGCAAACGACUUGCUGAAGCAUCAAGCCGCAUAUGAGCUCAAGACGGGGACUGUACCCUGGAUCGCGAGAGUCCCGUCAAAAUCGAACAUCGCGGAUGAACCCUCGAGAGUUAGGAUCGAGGCUCUCCCAGACUUUCCCGACGCAGUACGGUCCACGGUAAGCGUCGAUCUUAUAAAAGAUGGGGAAAGUUCUCUCCGCUUUCAGUGA
Molecule: messenger RNA, 2205 nt
Organism: Symbiodinium sp. CCMP2592
Lineage: Eukaryota; Dinophyceae; Suessiales; Symbiodiniaceae
Source: the annotation of a GenBank genome assembly